Apiotrichum porosum is the source of this 642-nucleotide messenger RNA. RefSeq lists its product as uncharacterized. The record is from RefSeq and is a predicted model, not a curated record. Lineage: Eukaryota; Fungi; Basidiomycota; Tremellomycetes; Trichosporonales; Trichosporonaceae. Bases 1 to 642 code for a protein of 213 amino acids. The transcript is spliced from 3 exons.
AUGGGCUGGUCCGACAUCUUCUCGUGCUUUCGUCGACGGACGUCCGAGUCCGAGGUGCUCGUCGCGCCAUCACGCCUGCGCGCGCAGUCCAUCAUCUCGCAGGACGGGUAUGGCACCAUGGGCAUGAGCGUGAACGGCGCCGGCCGAAAUAGUCGCGGCAGCAGCACGGAGCGCGACCACGACGGAGGGCGGUCGCCUUCUCCGCCACGAGACGCAGCCGCGUCGCGGCAGCGCAUGGCUGAGAUCAGUCGGACUGCAGGCAACCACAUGAAACCCAUCACAUCAUCCAUCGCCGCCGCCGCAGCAGCAGUCGCCUACUCCCCACUCCCACACAGCAGUGUGUCGUCACGCAACCCGUCGCCGUCACCACAACGUCCCUUGUCCUCCCCGCCUGGCGGCGUCCUCAAGCCGCGCACCGUCAGCGACGCCAGUGCUGCGUCGGCCCAGAGUGGCCUGUCGCGCACGAGCGAAGAAGACGGAGCCGCCGAUGGAGUGGUGCGCAAGUCGAUAUUCACGGGCGACCGCGUACCCUCCAACGGAUCCAAGAGCUCGCGGAGCAGCAAGAAGGGCCGGCGAACGAGCGGACGCAGGUCGUCGGGCCGCGCAACGGCACCGCCACCACCGCAACUCCCUCAGCCGUGA